CCGCAACCCCGGACCCUCCCGCACCCCCGCGACGGCCCACAAUCCGAAUAUAGAGCUUAAGACCGUCAUGGCAUAGUCGACAUUUAAUAGUCAGGGAGAGCUGACGAAUCUCUAUACAAGCAGGUUCAGGAAAGGGGCUCUUUUCGCGGCUAUGAAAAGAUGAAAAGACCGGCGUUUGGUCGAAAUAUCAUUUAUCAACGACCACAACUCGGUUGAUAUCUUUUCUCAGAUCCCAACAGGGUCUUGCUAUCUAUCUUCUUCUUACUCAAGUUAUUCUGUCCUUUGCGAGAAAAAAAACAAGUUAACUCCAUUCGUUACCUACCUAGUACCUACUAUCCACAAUGCCUGCACUCAAGAGCCUCCUUCUCAUCGGCCUUCCCAUGGCCCUCGCUGCUUCACCCGCUGUCAUGAGGCGCGGACCCACAUCCAACUUCAGCCUCUAUGCCUACGGUGAUGGCAUCGGUGGCGCACAAGUCUUCACCACCGGUGAUGGCGCCUUUGUCGGUUCGGCAUCUUCUUCAAACAGUACCGAAGCUGCUCCAGUUUUGUUCGACGUCGGUACGGAUAACGCUCUGUUGGGUAGCCCGAACGCCACUGAAACCACUCCCUCCUGGUCAAACCUCACCUUCAAUGUUCCGGACACUACUUCCAGCGGUCACCAGGUCUCUUUCAGCAACUCUACGACUAAUAGCACCACCGGCAGAUCUGCUUCAGGUUUCGUAUUCUAUGGUCAGUACUUAUUCCACCAGAACACCGGUGGAAAUCUCCAGUCGAUGUGGUACGCCCUUCCUUCCGAUCAGGACGGUGUCUGGACCUUGAACUGGAACUCAACUGGCGACGACACCGACGGUCAGGUGAUCGUUACCUUGAGGGCCGUAGCCCCAUCGACGGAUGCCUCUUCAGACACGACUUCGUAAGCAGAGCAUGGAUUAGCAACCCGCCACGAUCAUUUAAGGAGUUGAUAGUCUAUCCCGUGGGUUGGGUUACUGCCUCCCAUGAAUCACUCGUUGACACAACAAAUUCACACCGAGGCACUCUUUUUGAAUCUAGAAUUUGAAAACAUUUCAAUAGAUACCUAACUUUAUCUUCUAUAACAAAUUCACUCGCUUUGCAAAUAAGUCAUGAGAUUUGAACUUUCUUUAUGCUCCUUUCAACCUCCCGUAUGGACCUAUCUGAUAGGUAGGUGCCUGCCUACCUGGGUACCUAUGCAGGUAGUUUAGUAAUUGAUAUUAUAUUCGGC
Messenger RNA from Annulohypoxylon maeteangense, 1240 nucleotides. RefSeq lists its product as uncharacterized. NCBI's taxonomy places the organism in Eukaryota, Fungi, Ascomycota, Sordariomycetes, Xylariales, Hypoxylaceae. The transcript is spliced from 3 exons. Bases 342 to 917 code for a protein of 191 amino acids. The record is from RefSeq and is a predicted model, not a curated record.